ACUCGGGGCGACGGCUUAAGGUGCCAGCGGAUUCCGCCUGUGGUCAAGGCCCCAUGAGCGAGGCGCCCCUGGUGGGCUACAGCAGCAGCGGUUCGGAGGAUGAAGCGGAGGCCGCCGCUGUGGGGCGGAGCAAACCCGGGUCGGGGGGCCGCCGUUGUGGCCAGAACCCCCUUCCCACUCAGAGGUUCCCGGUACCUGACAGUGUGCUGAGCAUGUUCUCUGGCGUGGAGGAGGGGCCCGAGGAUGACAGUACAAAACACGGGGGGCGCAUUCGCUCCUUUCCCCAUGAGCGGGGCAACUGGGCCACCCACAUCUACAUACCAUACGAAGCGAAGGAAGAGUUCCUGGAGCUGCUUGACAUGCUGCUGCACCGAGCUCAGACGUUCGUGCCCCGACUGGUGCAGAUGGAGGAGUUCCACCUCAGCCUGUCUCAGAGCGUGGUUCUCCGUCACCACUGGAUCCUUCCCUUCGUGCAGGUGCUCAAAGAUCACAUGGCCUCUUUCCAAAGGUUCUUCUUUACUGUCAACCAGGUAAAGAUUUAUACCAACCAAGAGAAAACCAGGACUUUCAUCGGACUCGAGGUCAGCUCAGGGCAUGCCCAGUUCCUGGACCUGGUUUCAGAGGUAGACAGAGUCAUGGAGGAAUUUGACCUCACCACCUUCUACCAGGACCCUUCAUUUCAUGUCAGUCUGGCCUGGUGUGUGGGUGACGCACGGCUCCAGCUGGAGGGACAGUGCCUGCGGGAACUACAGGCUGAAGGAAAUCGUGGAUGAGUUUGAAGACUCUGAGAUGCUGCUGCGUGUGCUGGCUGAGCAGGUCCGCUGCAAGUCCGGGAACAAAUUCUUCUCGAUGCCUUUGAAGUGAACUUUGCCCCAUGCCUCUCUCUAGGCCAACUGAGAUGGAGGAGCUUGCUGCCAUCUCUGGUGUACCCCCAGCAAAAAGCCCAAAUCACACACUUAGCGCUGUUGUAGUGGGUUCCUCUCUCCUGGUCCUUUAGGGUGGUAGGUGGGUAGGUUGCUGCUGUGGUGUGGUCAUUUCCAGAAAUCACCAGUAGAGGGCAGCCCGGACCGCUAAUUCUUCUGUCAGUCUAGGAAAAGAAAAUGAGCCCUGCAGGUCUCCCCCUGCAGUGAUCUGCAUCGAUGCCAUUGGCCAACACAUAGUUUUUAAACUCAGUGUGCCCGGACUCACCUCUGUCAAACUGGGGGCUUCAGUGAGUCUGUCAUCCCCCCUUUAAUCUCCUUUAUUUAUCACUUUUUCCCUUCAUCCCAUCCUGUGCCAGAAGAGGUCAUUUCAGGGCCAGGGCACGGGGUGCUAAUUUGUGGUCAGCAGCAGUUUUCUUCAUUCCUUCCUCCCACCCCUGAGCAUUCUUCAGGGGUGGGGUGGGGUGGGAGGUGGAGAGGGCCAGGGAGGCACAGGGGAUUUUAUUUUCCACCAAACUCUUCUCGGGGCAAAGAACCAAUCCUCUCCAGUUGUCAUG
Messenger RNA from Microtus oregoni (creeping vole), 1477 nucleotides. It is a transcript of the gene Usb1, whose product is annotated as U6 snRNA biogenesis phosphodiesterase 1. The transcript is spliced from 7 exons. The record is from RefSeq and is a predicted model, not a curated record. Gene Ontology annotation, biological process: U6 snRNA 3'-end processing. Gene Ontology annotation, cellular component: nucleus. NCBI's taxonomy places the organism in Eukaryota, Metazoa, Chordata, Mammalia, Rodentia, Cricetidae. Gene Ontology annotation, molecular function: 3'-5'-RNA exonuclease activity. Bases 54 to 773 code for a protein of 239 amino acids.